AUGGGGUUAAGGGACAAAUUUCAACGAGGAGCCCACCAAGAGCAUUCUCGUCAAUCACCAGGUGGUGUCAAACAGCUCGUAGAAUCCACCAUUGCAUUUGCUUCUCUGUCGACUUCCACUUCCACAAGUCUACUGGGAGCCACUAUUAAUGCCGCUAAUAUCACUGCGGGAGUUCAAUCUUCACGCGAUCCGGCAUCCGCAACUAACACCCCAAUUGUCCGAACCAAACCCCAUGGGACCAAGCAAUUGGACGAGUCGGAGGAUCUUUGGCUCCAAGCAUGCGACACUUUAAAACUCCAGGAGCCGGAAUUGGCAAAGCUGGACGAAUUUACAAUUCCCUCAAGUCGAUCUGGGGAUAAGAUUGAAAAAGUUGUCAAAGUUGUGAUAGCAGCCAAAACUUUUAUUGGGUUUACUCUUGAAAGUGAGCCACAUGCUGCUAUAGCUUGGGCUGGCGUCUCCAUGUUUCUCCCUGACCCAACCAGUACCGAUGAACAUCGGAGCAGUGCUGUAAAGCUGCAGCUAAAGAAAGCCAUAAUUCAACUAUACACCAAAAUCUUACUUUACGAAGCUCGAGUGAUUGCUCAAUUUUGCGGAAACUCCGUCACCGGGUAUUUUCGAGAUGCCUUGAAACUUAAUGACUGGACAACUAUGUUUAAGAAAAUGAACGAGCUCGAUUACCAAUGCGGAGAUUUGAUCUAUGCUAUUGAUCGUGAUUUAAACUGGAAAAUGGUUGAAAAGCAACAGACCAUGCUAGCUGAAGCGUUGAAUGAAUCAAAAUCCUCGCAGAAGGCCAGAGAUUACCAGGAGAACUUGCAAAUAGAAGGAAAUGGGCCUGGUGUUCUCUGGAUCUCGGCAGAUCCAGGCUAUGGCAGGAGUGUUCUUUCAAAAGCGCUCAUUGAUGAAAAUCUUGUCGUAUCAGACCAAAAUACGGACGUCUGCUACAUCUUUUUCAAGGAUAUCUCGAAAGAGCAGCGGAGUCUUACGAAAGCCCUUGCUGCCUUGCUACAUCAAAUAUUUUCGUCUCAAAAACAACUUCUAGUAUACACGGAGUCUAGUUGUGCAAAGAACAAUACCGAAAUCGCCAAUUUAGCCCAUGAAAUGUGGGAUAUCAUGGAAAAUAUAGCUAUGGGCCCAAACGGCAGAAAUAUAAUAUGUGUACUGGAUGCUCUAGACGAGGUCGACGCUUCCGAACGAAAAUUCUUUCUUAAACAAUUACAAGCAAUGUAUAGGGCUACUGUCCCUGAUGUUGUCACUCAUUCUUCGAGCUCCAGUCUCUCCGAUGUCUCACUUAAAUCACACGUAACUGCUGAUUCAAGAACUUCGACAAUUUCUACUGGCUCACCCAACUUGAAGGUAAAAUUCCUUAUCACAAGUAGGCCUUACUAUGAGAUUGAAGAUGAAUUCAAAAGUCUCACGGAUAUAUUUUCAGUAAUCCGCUUGGCAGGUGAGGAUACUAAGGCAACAAUGAAGGAGGAAAUCAAUCUCGUCAUUGAUGCUGAAGUAGGUAAGCUCAGACUCUCCUUGAAAGCGGAUACUCGGCUUCGCUCUCGAUUGAAGGACAUAGAACAUCGAACGUAUCUCUGGCUACAUCUUAUCAUGGAUACGAAAUGCCUUCGAGCCAAAGCUAGUAGACAAUCAAAGACAUUUGAAAGAAUACUAGACGCGGAAUUGCCUUCUACGAUUGACGUGACCUAUGAGGUGAUUCUGAAUAAGAGUCCUGAUAAGAAAGAGGCCACUAAGUUACUUCACAUUGUGAUCUGUGCAGAGAGACCUUUAGCACUGGAUGGGGUUAACAUUACCUUCAAUGUAGAUGAAUCUUAUGACGGAUCUCCAUCUUUUGAAGAUAUCGAGCUUGAGGAUCCCGAACUAUUCCCCAAAAGAAUUCGGGAUAUUUGUGGUCUUUUUGUUUCCAUUUCCGAUUCUAGAACCGCGAAAGAGUUCCUGAUAGCGAAGGACUCAAAUCUUGCAGCAACAGGCUUGAAACACAGCUUGCACCCAUACGAUUCUCAGUCUGUAUUGACUCAGAUUUGUGUCUCAUACAUCUAUUUCAACACUUUCUCCGAGAUUAAUACCGAAGCUCGGCGCUUUAUAAUAUCGCCUAGAGGCCAAAAACACAUCUCGAAUGAAGACCAAUUCAAGUUUCUGAAAUAUGCAUCAGACUAUUGGAUGGAACAUUAG
Botrytis fragariae is the source of this 2178-nucleotide messenger RNA. RefSeq names its product putative sex-determining protein fem-1 protein. The coding region runs from base 1 to 2178 and encodes 725 amino acids. The record is from RefSeq and is a predicted model, not a curated record. The transcript is spliced from 8 exons. NCBI's taxonomy places the organism in Eukaryota, Fungi, Ascomycota, Leotiomycetes, Helotiales, Sclerotiniaceae.